ACAAAUCAUUUAAAAAAAACCCUGAGCUUAAUUUCGAGUAAAUAAACUUUAUUUACCAUUCAACUGAAUCUCAUAUUACACAUAGAGACCAGCCAAGACAAGACAAACGCUUCUCCCUCACUCACCCCCACCAACCAAACCAAACCUGUCACAUAGAGACUCUUCCUCACGCCACAACACUAAUCAUCAAAUCAAACUCAAAGUUAUGUAAUUAUGUUAUGUUCCCUUAACUCAUUUUGGCUCCAUUCACAAGCCAUGGCGUGUCUAACACCCCAUUGCAUUUAUUGUUACAUUUACUAUUUUGCCACUUAAACAAUAACACUCCUCUUCAGUUCUUACCCGUUAGUUCCUUGCUAGUUUCACACGCUUGUUCAUUCAUUUCAACACCCGCUUUCUACGCUAACCUGUUUUAUAUAUUUCUUCUCAUUUUCCCAACAGAUUUUGCUCUUUUCUAUUACCACCUUUCCGUGUCUUUUUCCCUUUUUUUCAAACUUUGUCAAACAAUAUUUUAUUCUCCGGAAUCUCUCUUACUAUACUAUUUUUAUUCAUUUUGUUUAUUUUAAUCCUUAAGUUAAUAUUUUUUUUAUAAUAAUGUUAAAUCAAAUGUCAAUGGAAACAGAAUAGCUACCACAUGGUUUGCUUUGCUCUAUAUAGGAGAGAAGAAAACUUGUUGCUUCAGUUGGAUUACUCACUCAUUGGAUUGCUCUCUCUGUUCUUCACUCUUGUUAGGGACCUAAGGAGUGUAAUAUAAUGAUGAUGGAUGGACGGCGGCAUUCUGUCGAUUUACCGAUUUCUAAGGCUCUUGUAGCAUUGAGGAGAGUCAGGUCAUUGAAGGAUCCAUCAACUAAUUCUGUGACCAAUCAUUCUCCUUUGAUUGACAACUUACAUUGGGAAAACAGUACUGGCAAUGGUUCUUUGAUGUUUCCAGAUGCUUUUGAUUCUGAUGAUAACCUUGCUAGUUCAAGGCAUUUAGGAUUUAAAGGGGGAAGAGAGCUGGAUGCUACCAGUUUGGAAUUGAGUCAUGGACUGUUGAAUUCAAGACCGAAUCGACGAAGUGUUUAUGGAAAUAAAUCACCUAGUGAAAGCUGUGGUAGCAACCAUGGUGGUAAAGGAUUGGAUAUUAAUGAUUUCAAGGAUGGGGGGCUGUACUAUCGAGAAAUUGGAAGAUCGUCUAAAUUAGGGAGAAUGGAUCACGCUAAGCCAGCUAGAAAACUUCUACGCAAGAAUCAAGUUAAACCAUCUGAUGUGGUGGGAGAUAUUGCUAGCAAUUUGAGCACUCCGUGCCCUUGUGUUCGCAAUGCUUUAUCACCCCAAGGUUCGUUGGCACUUGUAAAUAAAGAUUUUGGUGUUCUAGAUAAUAGGGAAAAUGGAUGUGGAAAAAACUGUUGCCUGUCAAAUUCUCCUAGGUUUAGAGAAUCAAAUCUUUGUUUUGAGAAAGAAGACCGUUCCUUGAUAUUGAACUGCGUUGAUGACACGGAUCUUCAUGGACAUAGAAAUGUGAGAGACAAUGGCGGCGAAAGUAGUCCAAAUUUGGAAACUCCUAGAAUGUUAUCUAUGAAAUUCAGACCUCUAUCAUUUGAUGAUUUGGUGGGACAAGAUAUGGUAGUUAGGUCUCUUUUGGCUGCACUCUCUAGUAGAAGGAUAACAUCAUUUUAUCUCUUCCAUGGUCCACGUGGUACCGGCAAGACCUCUGCCUCAAAGAUAUUUGCUUGUGCACUGAAUUGCAUCUCUAAUAAGAAGCAAAGACCAUGUGGCCUGUGUAGAGAAUGUGUUUUAUUCUUUUCUGGAAGAAGUAAAGAUGUUAAGGAAGUGGAUUCUGUGAGAAUCAAUCACACAGACCAGGUUAAAUCCCUUGUUAAGAAUGCGUGUACACCUCCUGUUUCCUCUCGUUUUAAGGUUUUCAUUAUUGACGAGUGCCAGUUAUUGAACCCCGAGACAUGGGCGUGCCUUUCAAAUAACCAAGAUAACAUUUCUCAACAUGCAGUUUUUGUGAUGAUAACUACAGAUUUGGAUAAGCUUCCACAAAGUGCAGUUUCCCGGGCUCAGAAGUAUUACUUUCCGAAGGUUCAAGAUGCUAACAUUGCUUGCAAAUUAGAAAAAAUUUGUACAGAAGAAGGUCUUGAUUUUGAACAGGCUGCUUUAGACCUUAUUGCUGCAAGAUCCUGUGGUUCUGUCAGGGAUGCAGAAAUUAUGCUUGAUCAACUCAGUUUGCUUGGUAAAAAGAUCAAAAUUUCCUUAGUUUAUGAGCUUACUGGGAUUGUUUCAGACGAUGAAUUGCUUGAUUUGCUUGAUCUGGCUUUGUCACCUGACACAUCAAAUACUGUUAUAAGAGCUCGCGAGCUGAUGAGAUCAAGGAUCGAUCCUUUGCAACUUGUGUCACAGUUGGUGAAUCUCAUAAUGGACAUCCUUGCUGGGAAUCAUGAAAAUGGUGGUGAUGAAGUCAGAAGUAAAUAUUCUAGUAGAUAUACUUCGAAAGCAGACCUUCGGAAACUAAGCCAUGCAUUGAGAAUAUUUACUGAAGCCGAGAAACAGUUAAGAAUUUCGAAAAAUCAAUCAACAUGGUUCACUGUAGCUCUACUACAGUUAAGCUCUGCUGAUUAUCCUUCCACAGAUGCAGAUGGUAACAAGUUGUCUCUGGGAGGUGCAUGCAAUGGAGAUGAGCUUGGGAAGAACAUGGAACAUUUUGAUGCAGGUAGUUGUGAAAACAAAUCAUUUAGACUAGUGGCGCAGGAGGAUCACGAAGGAACACUGGAUGCCAUAUGGUAUAAAGCUACCGGGAUAUGUCAAUCUAGUAAACUCAAAACUUUUCUCAGGAGGAAGGGAAAGUUGUCUUCACUUCUUGUUGAUCAAUCUACAUCUUCUCUUGCUAUUGUGGAGUUGGAGUUCGGUCGUCGCCACCAUGUAUCCAAGGCUGAGAAAUCAUGGAAAUUGAUAGCAAGUUCCUUGCAGUGCUUGUUGGGUUGCAACAUUGAGUUGAGGAUCAUUGAUGUUCCUCUCAGUACUUCUAAUUCACCAAAGAGGUCAUCUUUCAACAUCUUUAGCUGUUCGCGCAGAAUACAACAGACAUCCAAUGAACAAGAAAGUGAAAUAGACUAUGCUGAUUACACCUCUGAAAAUCCCAUUAUGAAGAAUAAAACACUAUCUUGUUCUUCCUCCUACUGUGGAUCUCAGAUUCCGCCACAAAAUUCUUAUAACGAAACGGAUCCUGUAUCGAGUCUGAGGAGUUGUGAAGGGAACUUGCUCAGCUCACGAGAAAUAUUUUUGAACACGUCUAUGCAUGAGAUUAUGGGAGCAUCUUGUUCUGGAGUUGAUUCUUCCAAGGAAGAGGGACACAAUGGUGUACAUUUAGUUCCAUCACUCCCCAAUUCAGAUAAUCGGUCUAACUGUUUUCCUCAAUCUCUCUGGUUUCAAAAGAAGUUCCGUUCUUCAUAUUCCUCCAACUUGUCUUUUCAGGGCAUCUAACCAUAGAAAGAUUAUUUUUUCUUUCUACUGGAGUUGUGCAUGUUCUGAGACACACAUAUACCUGUGCUAAUUGAGAAUAUGUUGUUGAUUUUUUGUGCACCUUACUGCUACUGUUUGCAUUAUUAAAAUUAUUGAUGAUGCUUCAGUUAUUAUUUAGUGACAACCUAUUAUAAUAGGAUAGAAUCAAUUCACUUUGCAUUCAAGUGUUUGAUACAAAAACAUGGAGAUUGAUAUCAAAUUUUGAAAAUUUAUUAAGCAACUAGGAUUCAUCUUAGUGUGUUAAUCUACUUGCAAGGUCAAGCAUUAUUGGACCACAGGUCAAUAGCACUUAUUUCAUGGACAAUUUUUUUUUUUGGAGUACAUUUCAUGAACAACAUUGUAACUGCCUGUCUGGUUGGUGUAUACGGAUGAACGUGCUUCCUGCCUGACUUGGAGCAAGAAUAAUUGUUUUUCUUUUUUGGUACAAAACUUGUAUUAUUAAAAAGAUAAUUUGUCUUGUCCCCUACUAGGGAGGAUAGUGACCUUGCA
Molecule: messenger RNA, 3990 nt
Organism: Medicago truncatula (barrel medic)
Lineage: Eukaryota; Viridiplantae; Streptophyta; Magnoliopsida; Fabales; Fabaceae
Product: protein STICHEL-like 2
Exons: 6
Coding region: 751-3462 (903 amino acids)
Biological process (GO): DNA-templated DNA replication; DNA repair
Cellular component (GO): DNA polymerase III complex; DNA replication factor C complex
Molecular function (GO): DNA binding; DNA-directed DNA polymerase activity; DNA clamp loader activity
Source: RefSeq, a predicted model, not a curated record